AUGGUUAACCCAGGAAGCCAUAACACAGACAUCCGACUCUUCGGCUAUCGUCGACCGGUAUCUGAGUCAGAAAAGGGGGAUAAUGUGGUGCAAGGACACCCAGCAGCGCCCGAAUGGAAAGCUGUGAUAGGAUUGGCUACUGGAUUCGAGGCAGAUCGGUGCGCUGCCCGACAGAACGCCAGCGGCUAG
This is a messenger RNA of Opisthorchis viverrini, 189 nucleotides long. RefSeq lists its product as hypothetical. The transcript has a single exon. NCBI's taxonomy places the organism in Eukaryota, Metazoa, Platyhelminthes, Trematoda, Opisthorchiida, Opisthorchiidae. The record is from RefSeq and is a predicted model, not a curated record. Bases 1 to 189 code for a protein of 62 amino acids.